GGCCUGUCCCAUGGGCAGCACCUGCAAGGUCUGAGGCCAGCGCUGGAACACCCGCUCAGAAAAGGACGGAGCAUUUCCUUUAAGAAGGCUCCGCCCCGCUCCGCGAAACCCCGCCCAGGGAGAGUCACGUGUUCCUCAGGGAGUGCAGGGGCUGGGCUGCAGCACGGUUUGAAAGCUAGCCGCGCGCCGCCCGAAUAACGAUUUGGCCUGCGACUGGGAUGGCGGUGUUGCGGCCUCAGGACCAGCUGCCUGGCCUCAACACGGCCACCAUAUUGCUGGUGGGCACGGAGGAUGCUCUUCUGCAGCAGCUGGCCGAUUCGAUUCUCAAGGAGGACUGCGCCUCCGACCUGAAGGUCCACUUGGCGCAGUCCCUCCCUCUGCCUUCCAAUGUGACGCGCCCCCGAAUUGACCUGAUUGUGUUCGUGGUCAACCUCCACAGCAAAUACAGCCUUCAGAAUGUGGAGGAGUCCCUGCGCCACGUGGACGCCGCCUUCUUCCUGGGGAAGGUGGGCUUCCUCGCCACGGGCGCCGGGCGGGACAGUCACUGCAGCGUGCACCGGAACACCGUGCUGAGGCUGGCCCAGGCCUACCGGAGCCCCCUGCUCUUCUGUGACCUGGAGGUGGACGGCUUCCGAGUCAGCAUGGCGCAGCGCCUGGUCCGCAUGCUGCAGGUCUGCGCCGGCCACGUGCCCGGCGUGUCGGCCCUGAACCUGCUGUCCCUGAUGGGCACCUCCGAGAACCCCUCCGCAGAGGGCCUGUGACGGUCCCCGGGCCAGCGGGGCGGCUCUCCCGGGGGACCCCGACUCCGUGCUCCAGCGGGGCGUGCUGUGGGGGAGCCCAGCCGUGGGCCCAGCCCCCCUCCCACCCCCACAACCCCACUCACUCACUCGGCUUUAUCCAUCAGACAGGGUCCAUCCCCACUCAGGACUUCCUGUGAACACGGAGCCUGUGGCCAAAACCAGUUGGAACGCCACUGGUCCCAUCCACCGCUUCCGUGCUGCGGAGGAGCUGACUCGGAAGCAUUGAGAGCGGGCGCGGGCACGGGCGGGGGGUCUUGGCCUCGGUGGGCCCACCCAGCCCGCCUCCACGUCUGGGCCUGGCUGUUCUUAGAGCACCUGGUCGUUGCCUCCCGGAGCCUCGGCUUCCCCGGGCGGUGCUGGAGCUCGUGCUCCCUUUCCACGCGUUGGGGGCCCGCACCGAGCGACGACGGGGAGGCCCGAGCUGGCGUCUUCGCUCCCCGUGCUCGCUCGCGCCCGUGUGUUUCUUAAUAAAGUGCGUUACUGCCAGGCGCGCGCUCCAUGAACGGUGACUCGCCGGAGAUCACGCCGAGCUGAGUGCUGAGUUCAGAAACUGGCGCACGUCCAGGGCGACCCACUGGGUCCCUCCGCUUGUGAGGACCAAGCGAGAGGGGCUGGCUGCGGGGCUGGCGGCCGGAGGCUCUGCGUGCCUUGCACGCCUUCGCCCUGGGGUCCGAUUGAACCCGAGAAUCCUGCCGGCCGGCCGGGCCCUGCCCUCCCCUGUGGCUGCUGCGCCCAGGGGAGCCUGGGGGGUGGGGGGAGCGGGAGGUCUGGUGGGAAAGAACCGGGUCCUGGCUCCCUUGGGGCAGGGCCUGCCCUGCACCCCCCAGGCAUCGGGAGGGCCCCGCCAGAGCCUUGGGCAGCGCCGGCCCCUGAUCUUCAUUGGCCGGCGGGUCAGCUGCAACUCGUUCCCGAGAUCACGGCUUCUUUCCCGUGGCCUCCUCCGGGGACCCAGCCCGGCGCCCCACCCCCAGUGCUCAGGUUCACGGACACCUGCCUGUCUGCGGGGCAGCCUCACAGGAUGUUUCGGUCGAGGCCCCAAAUGUCACUGGACAUGUGGCAGGGCACUUCACGCUCCACGGAGCUUUCCUCGCACGGUCGCUCCCGCCGCCUCCCGGCAGACCUGUGAGGUCGGCCUUUCUCAUUUCACAGCUGAUGAAACCGGGACCUGUAGUCCGAGGCGUGUCCGCAGUCGGAGCCCAGCAGCAGCAGGGCCGGCCCCCCGGCCCUGGCUGCAACCCUCUUCCCCCAGGGGUUUCCUUAGGCGGCUAGUUGCUGAACAGAG
Messenger RNA from Phyllostomus hastatus (greater spear-nosed bat), 2082 nucleotides. It is a transcript of the gene CENPM, whose product is annotated as centromere protein M. Bases 219 to 761 code for a protein of 180 amino acids. Lineage: Eukaryota; Metazoa; Chordata; Mammalia; Chiroptera; Phyllostomidae. The record is from RefSeq and is a predicted model, not a curated record. The transcript has 6 exons.